Messenger RNA from Lentinula edodes (shiitake mushroom), 2998 nucleotides. RefSeq names its product fungal-specific transcription factor domain-containing protein. Gene Ontology annotation, biological process: DNA-templated transcription; regulation of DNA-templated transcription. NCBI's taxonomy places the organism in Eukaryota, Fungi, Basidiomycota, Agaricomycetes, Agaricales, Omphalotaceae. Gene Ontology annotation, molecular function: DNA binding; DNA-binding transcription factor activity, RNA polymerase II-specific; zinc ion binding. The record is from RefSeq and is a predicted model, not a curated record. Bases 328 to 2889 code for a protein of 853 amino acids. The transcript is spliced from 19 exons.
CACUGCUACGCGGUGAACACGAAAUACACCGAACAUUUUAUUUUCAAGUUCACUGGAAAUUUACACUGAGUUAGAGCCUGUUCUCAAUCUUCUGGUUAUUGUGCUGUGAUAGUUUUUGUAUCUAAUCGUUAACAGCCCAACGCACUUUCAUUAGACUCCCCCAGAUUCUUGUAUGCACAGCAUACAAGCACAUAAAGAACAUGUAUGUAUCUGUCAUUUCGGUCGCCCACUGCCUUUUCCAUCCAUCAAUCAAGGUAUCUUGCGAACGCCGAUAGCGCUACAGGUUCAAUUGCAAAUUCAUAGAGGACCCGGUCUUAUCGACCCACCAUGGCCAAUGUCGCUCCAAUGGGUGGCUUCAAGAAGCGGCGACUUGCCAACGCCUGUGAUAUAUGUAAAGCAAAGAAAAUUCGCUGCGACAGUGCCAAAAUGCCUGGGAACGUUUGCUCAAACUGUAGGGCAUUUGGAUCCGAAUGCACACAUUCUUUGUCCACUGCAAAAAAGAAGAGAGGCACGGAAGUCCCAUCAGAUAGCCAAGAUUCUCGCGCUCAAGCCCCACUCAUUUACAAGGACUCGGAUACCGAAGAUGGUCACGAAUUCGCAAAAUCCCAAAUCUCCGACAUCUUAUCCACUUUGGCUGCAUACGAACUUCCAGAUGAUUCGGACAAGAUCCUCAAAAUCCUUAUCGAGAUCGCCUCAUAUGCCCGUUCGCUUGAAAUCAAGCUUGAAAAACAGAGCAACUCUAGUGUGUAUCCCUUGCAUUCCGUACCCAGUACGCACGUCGAGCAGGACUACCUACACGUGGAGAUGGAGGUCUCCGACACGAUUAUACGUCUGGAACGUCUUGGGGUGCAAGAUAGCUUUUUUGGUAAAGAUAGCCAGCUUGCAUUGGUCAAGGCAGCGAUGAGUGUCAGAAACGAAUAUACCUCUGAAGAAAGGACAUUAGGAUCGAAAAGACCAGAAUUUUGGGAGGUUUUUCCAUGGCAGGAAUUGCACGACACGACUUCGUACGACCUUCCGCCUCUAGUAUUUCCCGAUCCCGACCUUCUCAGUCAUCUGGUCGAUUUUUACUUCGACAAACGCAAUACAUUCAUGCCCCUCCUGCACCGAGCUACUUUUGAUAAUGGACUACGAAAUGGGUUGCAUAAUGUCGACCGGGAUUUUGGAGAGCUUGUUUUGUCAGUAUGUGCAUUGGGGGCUCGGUAUUCCGAUGAUCUGCGAGUCUACGCGGAUGUGAAAACGAAACACAGCCUUGGUUGGCCAUACUUUAGUCAGAUCGUCGUCUUGCAAGAUUUGACUCGCACCAGUGCGCUGUAUAGAGUGCAAAUCAUCGUUAAUGCCGUGAUGUUUUUACAAUCGACAUCUAUGCCUGGGCUUUGUUGGCCUAUACUUGGUCUCGGUGUUCGAUUCGCACAGAUUGUAGGGGCUCAUCGUCGAAACUUCUUCGGGCCCACACCAACAAUCGCUGGCGAGCUGUGGAAACGAGCGUUCUGGUGUCUCGUAUGUAUUGAUACAUUCAUGAGCUCCUUCCUUGGACGACCAAAGGCUACUAAUCCUGCAGACUAUGACCUUGACUUCCCUGUAGAUUGCGACGACGAAUACUGGUUACAACCAGGCGAACGAGCUUUCCAACAACCGGUCGGAAAACCUUCGACCGUCUCAUCCUGGAUACAUUUUCUGAAACUGUUGGAUAUAUUCGGACUCGCGCAACGUAGCAUAUACGCUGUUAGAAAACCUGAACAGUGGACUUCAAAUGCCUCAUGGGAUGAGAAUAUAGUGGCAGAACUUGACGUUGCAUUAAAUAAAUGGGCAGACACGGUGCCUGAACAUAUACGAUGGGAUCCACAUAGGCAAGAUCCCCUCUUUUUUGCGCUAUCGGCAUCUUUAUAUACUUGCUACUACUGGGUUCUCAUUCAAAUCCACCGUCCUUUCAUAUUUGUUCCCGGGAAAGGAAAAGGCUCAGGCAUGAAGUACUCAUCUCUCGCUAUAUGUGCGAAUGCCGCUCGUUCCUGCGUGCAUGUCUUUGGUCGGCUUCACUCAAGGGAUGGUGAACAUGGAUAUCCGAGUACCCAUGUAGCGCUUUUUAAUUCUGCUAUCGUUCUACUUUUGAAUUUAUGGGGCGGAAGACAGUUGGGGUUAGCAACGGAUCCAAUAAGGACAAUGGCAGACGUUAACAAAUCUCUUCGAAUAUUAAAGACCUACGAAUCGAUAUAUCAGAAUGCUGGACGAAUGUGUGAUAUCAUAUCGGAGCUAAUUUCUGCAAGUAAUGCAGCUUCGCCACCAGCCACAGUUGAACAAAUCAGUCGGACUUCCAAACGUCGCCAGCGCGAAAAUGACCCCAGCGAUGGGGAACACCCGUCAUCUUCUGCUUUGGGUGAUCAUUUUUCAACCAUGGUAGAUUUACCAUCGAUUACUUCCAUAGCAGGCUCUAGCUACUCGAGCAGCAUGUCAUACUCCUCCGGAAUUCCCGCGUCCGCAAGGGAAAUUCCCCUGGGUUCAGAAGCUCUCGUCCCCGAAGCAACGCUCAAUGUGACACCUGACUUGGAUUUUAGCGAAGGGCUGCCUCUGCGUACCGAGGAUUUAGGAAAACUCCCUGUACAUUUCCUACCUAGCAGUUAUGCCAACUCUGAGGCGCAAGCUCCUGCAUACCCCAUGCCUGUCCUUAGUGAAGGCUUCCAGUAUUCUGGCUUCGAUUCACAGCCUAACGAUCCCCUAGGAUCCACGGGUAUACCAUUUGGCAUAGAUAAUUCCUUCUGGGGACCCGGAACUGCACCCGCCCAUGCGGCAUUAGCUAUGUUCAACAAUACGCCCGGAGGAGAUCAAUGGGACGAUUGGGGAACGUAUAUAGCGAAUGUCGAUGAGCUGCUGCGAUCUUUGGAUCCACAGUCGUAAUUCGAGAUGCAGACGCACUUUACUGCAGUACUGCUGUCAAAUGGUGCUUUAUCAUCAUGGAUGAACCAGUUGCUCACCUUGAAACAGAAACAGCACAAACCGGAAAUAU